Molecule: messenger RNA, 1572 nt
Organism: Cyphellophora attinorum
Lineage: Eukaryota; Fungi; Ascomycota; Eurotiomycetes; Chaetothyriales; Cyphellophoraceae
Product: (-)-isopiperitenol/(-)-carveol dehydrogenase, mitochondrial
Exons: 7
Coding region: 1-1572 (523 amino acids)
Source: RefSeq, a predicted model, not a curated record
AUGUCUUCUGUCGCCUCGGCGCCAUUGCCGACAACUAAUGGAAUUCAUGAUUCCCACACAGCAUCGGUCAAACCCUCCGUGAUGGUACAUUCAGAGGUCGACACACAAUUAGUCCAGAAGCUUCAGGGGAAAGUCGUGGUAGUGACCGGGGGCUCAUCGGGAAUAGGCCUGGCCACAUUAAACCUCUUCGCCGCCAAAGGCGCCUUAAUAGUCAACGGUGAUAUCCAGCCGCCCCCGGAUUUUGACGGGAAGGGAUCGUCGUCAAUCACUCACGAGAAGACCGAUGUCACGAAAUGGGCCGAUCUGUGCUCGCUUUUUGAAAAAGCGAAAACACUGCACGGCCGAGUUGAUCAUGUUUUUGCCAACGCCGGCAUUGCCCCUGGAGAUACGUACAUGAGCUUACAGGUAGACGACAGAGGACAACUGCUCGAACCAUCACACCUUGUGAUGGAUGUCAACCUCAAGGCCUUGGUCAAUACAGUCGCUCUCGCUGUCCACCAUAUAAGACCACGGGCGAGAGAUGAUGUUGGAAGUAUCGUUAUUACUGCUUCGGAAUCAAGCUAUCAAAGAUACUUACCAACAGAAUAUGCGGUUUCGAAACACGGAGCUCUAGGCCUCAUUCGUGCCAUGCACGCAAACGUACGACAUCAUGACCUAUCCAUUCGCGUGAACGGAAUCAUGCCGUCCUGGACCGCGACGGGCAUGGUGCCGGUGGAGCUUAUGGACGCACUCGGCUUCCCAUGGCAGCCCGCUGAGGCAGUCGCUAGUGCUGUCGGUUUGCUGAUGGCAGAUGAAUCGAGAGACGGUCAAGUACUUUACGUCGCGAAAGGAAACAUAAAGGAGGUUGACGAAGCCAUCUUGUUGAAAGCGGCGUGCCAGGUUCAAGACGUCGAUAGGCUUACUGCGAAUGAGGAGUAUCUCAAGCUCAUCGCUGCGAUAGCGAACGAUAUGGAGUGGAACAGAUGUUCCGCUUGCGCAGGCGACUUCGAGUAUGGAUACCCACAGGGUAAAAAGUGUCCGAGAUGCGGUAAAGGUGUGGUGAGAUGGGCCAAGGCGAAUUUGGUAGUUUCCGGGAAGAGUGGCAAUAAGGAUCAAGACCAGGCCAAACCUGUCUUCGAAGGGGAGACAUCUCGGCGCAGAAUAGCAAACAUCAAACCUCCGACGGACGUCGCACUGGCAACAUCGACAAAGGCCUCUCAGCAAUCUACCCCAGCGCCACGCCCCGGCGGCUUGAUUUUCGAUCCAGUCACCCAAUUGUCCACCUAUGCGACCGACCGUAACCAAGACAAUAUGCGAUACAGCACAGAUGCUGGACAGGAGGGCGGAAGAGCAGAAGGGCUCGAUGACGCUAUCGCAGCGGAUGCCAUUCGUGUCUUGGUCGAGAGGUUCCGUGCUCACGAGGAGACGAUACGCGCCCGAAACGUGGAGAUUCGUGCUCACCAAGAGACGAUACGCGCCCGAGAUGUGGAGAUUCGUGCUCAUCAGGAGAUGAUACGCGCCCGAGACGUUGAGAUUCGUGCUCUACAGGAAGAUAAUCGCGCCCUGAAGAAGCGCAAAAUUGGCGAGGCUUGA